Drosophila sulfurigaster albostrigata is the source of this 919-nucleotide messenger RNA. RefSeq lists its product as uncharacterized. The transcript has a single exon. The record is from RefSeq and is a predicted model, not a curated record. NCBI's taxonomy places the organism in Eukaryota, Metazoa, Arthropoda, Insecta, Diptera, Drosophilidae. The coding region runs from base 115 to 699 and encodes 194 amino acids.
CAGUUUUGUUAAUUCUUUCGAGACAGACACACGUUUUGGCACUGAAAGAAAUUGUAUCAUAUAAGUAGCUCAAUUUGGCAGCGUUAAACUGAAAAUAGAUAGAUAAGUGUAAAUAUGGUUAAGGGUAACAAUGGAACCAAAAUGAUGGUUAAUCGCGUAAUGGAGCUGCUAAAUGCCAAGAUCGCACGUGCCCAGACUAGACACGUUGCCAAGCGGAUGCCUGUGGCAAGUCUGAAUACUCCCUACAUGGAUAUCAACGCAAUGCAGCGUGAACGCCAGAAGUGCCAAGCAUAUGACGCCAGUAAACGACUCUCUAUGUGGGAACAGAAGAAAGAUCAAGAAAAUGAGCUGCAGGUCGGAGCUCGACUCGAUCAGUCACAUUACAAAAACAGUGGACUUAAAAAGCGCAACUACGAUUGCACAUGGGUUGAUUUUCCAGUAAGACAGCCAACCAAGCCUCAGCCGAUUUUUAUUCUCGAUGAACACAUUCCCGUCAGACGUAGGAAUUGUGAAAACCGUCCGGAAACUGCAAAACCAUGCGACGCUGAGGCUUCUGACUUCCUGAAGCAAAUGUACAGUUCCGGCACUCAGAAGAAUCGUAACCCACAUCCCGAUUGCUUAAAUUCCAAUCCGAAAGCUAUACAAAAGAACUUCUGCGAAAAGAGACUCAGCCCAAGACAAUCGCGUUUCUAUAACUGAUGCCUAAAAUUUAUAGUAGUUUUUAAGUAAACUUUACAUUGCAUUGCAUUGGACAAAAUUGGAUAUUCUUCUGUUCACCAGAAUUUACCAGAUUUUGCAUUUCUGCGAAUGUUCUUUUAAAUUUUAUUCGUAUUUUGAAUUUAGAUCAUAAUUGAAUAUGUUAAAGUGCAAAGAAAUUAAUGCAUAAAGAAUAUAUAUUAAUGGAAAAUAACUAAUAAAA